Messenger RNA from Leptosomus discolor (cuckoo roller), 627 nucleotides. The record is from RefSeq and is a predicted model, not a curated record. Lineage: Eukaryota; Metazoa; Chordata; Aves; Leptosomiformes; Leptosomidae.
GGACACAGAGUAAUUGGUGUGACUGGCACUAAAGCUAUGGCAUCAGAGUGUGGCGUUGAUCAGAAGAUGCUGUGACAGAUCCCGGAAGGUGUGUAUGAGGAUUCAGUGGCAUUGCCAACCACCUGCUCUGAGGCAGCAGCUCUGGUGUGGAGGAGCAGGGUGAUAGUGGCAACUGGAAGUGACCCAAAAUAUGAGCUGGCUCUGAAGAGUGGCAUGAGUCAUGGCAUGAACUACAGUGGAGCAAACAGAGAGGAGGUGAAGAAGCUCACAAGCAGCAGAGGGGUCAGUGUGACUGUCAAGGCCAUCAGCAGGGACAUCCUCAAGGCAGCUCUGCAAAGGGUAGUGUGGAAGGACAGGAUCGUGGGGAUGGAUUUUGCUGGAGGAAUACCCUCAAUUCCCACUAAUCUGCUGGUUCUAAAGAACGCAUCUGCCAUGGGAGCAUCGAGUCCGUACCAGGAAGAUGAUUUCCCCAGUUUUUCCUCUACUAUCUCCUCCAUUCCCCAGUAUUGCCAGGAGGGAAAUAUCCAUCCUCAUGUUGGGGCACUCUUCAAACUAGAAGAGGUAAACAAUGCCUUCAACCAUGUGCUCCUGCAAUCCACAGGAAAGGCCAUCACCGCCAUGAGGUAA